AUGUUGCUGUCUGAGAGUAUGCCUGUCACUGAGGAUACACCUGUUGACUUCACCGAGUCUAUUUCCACCCUCUAUGAGCCCCUUGCCAAUCCUGCUGUUGAUGAAUCAUCUAUCCUUGAUCCACUACCUACAUCCGUAAAGAACGCUGUCACCUUCCAAAUCAUGAAAUACUCCAUGACAGAAGGCAGACCAAAGUUGAUCAACAGCAGGGGUUACUGCUACAACAUCAAACACAGCAGAGCACAUGCCAUUGACUGGCAAUACACAUUCAGGCCUAAGGUAACUAUCUUUACGUUGUCUUAGUUGCUUAUUUAUUACAAUUGUUCCUAAUUACUUACUUUAGUAAUUCUCUUUUCAAAGGUCAACCCAUGCAGAGCAGCAGUGAUAGAACAUAGUGAUGGUAGUUUUCAAUUGUCAGCCAACACCGAAAACAAUCCAGCAGACCCUGGAGCAGCAGUAUGUGCUCAUAACAGCAAUAGUUAGGGCCAAAGCUGCAGCAAUUAUCUUCAGACCAGCCUCUGCCAUCAUUGAGGAAGUUCGGCUGGACCAAAGGACUGAUGGACCUUGCUCAAGUCUACCCCAGCCAGACUAUGUUGCUGAAGCUGCCAGCAGAAAGCACCAGCAGCUACGACUGAAAGACCCGCUGGAUCUAGACUUCAAAUUAGAGGAAAGCCCUGAUGGUUCCUUCCACUUAGAGCUUAAAGUGCAUGGUCGUCACCACCUGAUAUUCAGCAGUUCCUGGCCCAAGCAUUUUAUUUUCCUUAGGUACCAGAAUUGGGUCUACAGAGUGCCUACAGCCAUGACUGAGAUACAUUCCAAUUCAUAAGAAAGAUGCUGGCACUGCUCUUCCUGGCAAAGAACGAUAUUGGGCCGAUGUUUAACCGCCUCCAGCGCCAAGCUCCUGUCACAUUGCAGCCCUUCAUUGAGUAUGUGUCAGGCAAUUAGAUCAAUGGCACCACCUGGACCCAUCAGACUGGACCUUAUGUAAAAGAGCUGUAAGGACAAAUGACAACAUCGAAGGGUGGCACCAUGGCCUCGACCACCAAGCCUCUGGAUGUGCCCUUGUACCUCCUGAUUCUGCUCCUAAACAGAGAGGCCAAACUUACUGCCCCACAGAUCCACCUUGCUUCUGUCAGGAAACUCAAGAGAAUUCAGCGAUGCAAUUAUCAUGAGCUGCAGACCAAACUGCUCGACUUGUGGAACAAACAUGAGGCCAACAAAUGGUCCACCAAGCAGUUGCUGAAAGCCUGCUCUUACCUGAAUGCACCAAGGGACUAG
Pocillopora meandrina is the source of this 1278-nucleotide messenger RNA. Lineage: Eukaryota; Metazoa; Cnidaria; Anthozoa; Scleractinia; Pocilloporidae. The record is from the annotation of a GenBank genome assembly.